This is a messenger RNA of Mucor velutinosus, 381 nucleotides long. RefSeq lists its product as uncharacterized. Bases 1 to 381 code for a protein of 126 amino acids. The transcript is spliced from 2 exons. NCBI's taxonomy places the organism in Eukaryota, Fungi, Mucoromycota, Mucoromycetes, Mucorales, Mucoraceae. The record is from RefSeq and is a predicted model, not a curated record.
AUGUCUUCAGUUCAUAAUAUAACCCCUGUUGUCAUGGCAAUGCACGAGGGGAUGCAAGAUGAUCAUGCUACUAUUGCGCGUACCUCUUCCAUUUCCCAAAGAAGCAUAUCAUCGUCCAUUACUGAGAAACACGCUUCAGUGCCUGCAAUGCUACCAGAUGAAGCAGUGUUUGCUAGCAAGAAAGACGUCGACCAUGAAUACCAAUUCAAAUGCGAUGAUCCCGAAAAUGGAGUCAACAAACAAACAUCCAUGUCUGAUGUUGAGCAACAACAACAACAACAACAACAAGAUACAGACAUGGAUGGUGGUUAUGGUUGGCUCGUGAUUCUCGGGACAUUCAUGGUCCAAGUCACUAGUUUUGGCACUGCUUCAUGCUGGUAA